Molecule: messenger RNA, 3000 nt
Organism: Stegodyphus dumicola
Lineage: Eukaryota; Metazoa; Arthropoda; Arachnida; Araneae; Eresidae
Product: 97 kDa heat shock protein pseudogene
Source: RefSeq, a predicted model, not a curated record
AAUCGUUGGAAGUGUAUGUUUCCGAAAUUUUCUGUUGCAUCUGGUGUUAACUGUGGUAGAAGAUUUGUUUUGAUUGUAAUUUAUCUUUGCAUUGUAUAAGUAACAGUGAACAGAGGUAACAUGUCUGUCGUGGGAUUUGAUGUAGGUAAUGAAAAUUCUUACAUUGCAACAGCUAGAGCAGGUGGAAUAGAAAUGAUCGAAAAUGAAUACAGUUUCCGUUCUACGCCAACCUAUGUUGCCUUUACCGAACGAUCUAGAGAAUUCGGUGUAGCUGCUAAGAACAAAUUAGUAUCCAACCUAGAAAACACCAUUUUUGGUUUCAAGAAAAUUCUUGGGAGAAAGUUCCACGACCCUGUAACUAGACAUGAACUGGCUUAUUUACCAUUUGAAGUCUGCGAACUGCCAUUAGGUGACGUAGGAAUCAAGGUAAAGUACUUGAAUAAAAAUAUUGUGUUUUCUGUGCAGCAGGUAAUGGCUAUGAUCCUUGUUAAAAUGAAAACUCUUUCUGAAAUUAAGUUAGGAAUGAAAGUUCGUGACUGUGUUAUUUCAGUGCCUGUGUAUUAUACGGAUGUUGAACGACGUGCUAUGCUUAAUGCAGCUGAAAUCGCAGGAUUAAACACAUUAAGGUUAAUGAAUGAAUCAACAGCAGUUGCUCUUGCUUAUGGCUUCUAUAAACAAGACUUAUCUAAUGUGUCAAAGAAUGUAAUUUUUGUUGACUUGGGAAAUUCAGCAUUGACAGUGACCGCCUGUGCAUUUAGCAAGGAGAAGCUUAGAAUUUUGGGUUGUGUGUGGGAUAGAAAUAUUGGUGGAAGAGAUUUUGAUAAUGUUCUUGUGAAGUACUUUGUUGAAGAUUUUAAAACUCGAUAUAAUUUGGAUGUUAUGUCCUCAAAACGAGCAGUAAUGACUCUGAUGUUAGAAUGCGAAGCACUGAAAAAACAAAUGAGUGCAAACCCCUUAGAGUUGGGAAUCAACAUUGAAUGUUUCAUGAGUGACAUUGAUGUAAGUGGAAGAAUGAAAAGGGAAACUUUUGAAAAAUUGACCGCCCAUCUUCUGCUGGGGAUUGAAACAACGUUUAAGAAACUACUAGAUGAAAUUCAGUUGAAGAUAGACGAUAUAGAUUCCGUUCAGAUUGUUGGUGGAUCUUGUAGAUUACCAGCUCUGAAAACGAUAAUUGCCCGAGUGUUUGGUCAAGAACCUGUUUCCACUCUAAAUCAGGACGAAGCUGUGGCUCGAGGAUGUGCUUUGCAGUGUGCGCUGUUAUCUCCAACCUUAAAGACAAGGAACUUCGCUAUUGAUGACGUACAGCCAUAUCCCAUAAAAAUAUCAUGGAAGUCAGAAACAGUGGGGGGAGAUGGAUUUGAAAUAUUUCCACGUUUCCACAAAUUUCCUGCCUCUAAAAUGUUGACAUUCGCCAUUAACAGACAGUUUUCAAUUGAUGCGUAUUACGAUGAACCAGGAAUUUCUGCAAGUUUACCGCAAAUUGGCCAAUUUAUAAUUAAAGAUGUACCAUCUACUAAAAAUAUGGAAAAUGCUCGCAUAAAAGUCAGACUUGGUUUGAAUAUUCAUGGGAUAUUUUUUGUUAAUAGUGCAUCGUUGAUUGGGAAACUUAAACCAUGCGAUUGCUCUGAAAGUGAUGCAGAACAGCCGUUUUGUGAAGUCUCUGAAAAAUCAGAUACUUCAGUUACGGAGGAUAUUGAAAAAUUGUCUUGCGAGGUGAAAGCCGAAGGAGAAGAAAUUGAAGCAAAAUCUAAAUCAGUUGCAUCGUAUGAUUUAGUAAUUAGCCCUACAUGUUUGCUUAGCUUUGAGCUUAAUGACCUAAUUAAGAAGGAACAGCAAAUGAUAAAUAUUGAUUUGCAAGAAAAAGAAAAAGCUGAUGCAAGAAAUGUCCUAGAAGAGUAUAUGUACGAUAUGAGAGGUAAAUUAAAAGAUGAGUUAUCUGAGUACGUAUUGGAAGAGCAAAGAAACAAAUUACUUGCAUUUUUAAAUGAAGUAGAGAACUGGUUGUAUGAAACUGAAGAUCGACAGACUGCAGAGUAUUCUUCAAGAUUAAGUGAAUUAAGAAAAUGUUUCGACCCUAUAUUCACGAAAUUUCUCGAUUGGCAACAGAGACCAUUAGUGAUCAAAACGUUCGUGGAUAUGUUGUCGUCAUCGGAUGGAACCUUAAGUUUACUAUCAACUGGCAAAGCUCAGCCAGGCUCUGAAAGCGAAGAUAUAAAAUCGCUCCGUGAUAUGUGGCAGGAAAAGAAAGAAUUUCUGGAUAGAUGCCUUACUAUUUUUGAAAAUUUGCAAAAGCAUGCCGAUAUUCCGUAUACUGUUGAUAUGAUAAGAAGGCAGAUGGUAGAGUUUGAGAAUUACUUCAAGAGAAUUCUGAAUAAAUUUAAAAAAGAAGCAGCCGGAGAGACCAAUACCACUGAGGGUGGAGGUGAUACUAGUAUUCAAAAUGAGUACGAGAAUGAUGUAGAUAUGAUAAAUAAUAAUGUUGAUAUUUCUUCACGCGAGAAGUCUAGGGUGGAUGAGAAACAAAUGAGUGAAGAGCAAUACUAAUUCGGUUUCAUGGAGUUUGAAGUAUAAAAUUAACGAAAGGUAUAAUUAUAAAAUAAUCAUUUUAUUUGAUUGCUUUUUUAUAUUCAAAUUUUCUGCAUUUAUAGCUAUUCGCAUUGCAUAUAUAUUUUUCUGCUUAUUGUUCAUAAAAUUAGAAUGUUUAGUAAUGCAGUAACUAUUUGAUCAUCUUAUACGCUUUGAACUGAUAUUAUUGUACAUUAGAAGUAAAACAAAUGUCUAUUAAUUAUGUGCUCAGAUUGUAUUGCUUUUCGUAGUUUAUUAGAGUGUGAUUUUAAUCUCCAUAGUUUCAAAAUGCACGAUUUAGUUGAUUAAUUUAAAUUAUCACCUGCCUACAAAUGAAGUAAUUUGUUGCAGCAUUUAUUCUGUAGCUUUUUUAAGAUUGCUUUCAGUAAAAUUCUUAUAAUAAUAUGAUAUAUAAUAAAAAUAAGUUAUAAAGUU